GUUUGAAAGAAAAAGGUAUACAAGUAGAGGAUGUUACACAUGUUGUAUGUACUCAUGGACAUUCAGAUCAUAUUGGUAAUUUAAAUUUAUUUACCAGUGCACAACAUAUAGUCGGGCAAUCAAUAUGUCAUAAGGAUGAAUACAUAUAUUUUGCAUUUGAAGAGGGUAAUCCUUAUAAAAUAUCUGAAAAUGUUGAAGUUAUUGCCACACCUGGACAUACUCUUUCUGAUGUCAGUGUAAUUGUAAAGAAAACUACUCUUGGAACAGUAGCAGUAGUGGGUAAGUAA
This is a messenger RNA of Stegodyphus dumicola, 287 nucleotides long. RefSeq names its product metallo-beta-lactamase domain-containing protein 1. The record is from RefSeq and is a predicted model, not a curated record. NCBI's taxonomy places the organism in Eukaryota, Metazoa, Arthropoda, Arachnida, Araneae, Eresidae.